This is a messenger RNA of Zymoseptoria tritici IPO323, 480 nucleotides long. RefSeq lists its product as uncharacterized. The coding region runs from base 1 to 480 and encodes 159 amino acids. The transcript is spliced from 6 exons. The record is from RefSeq and is a predicted model, not a curated record. NCBI's taxonomy places the organism in Eukaryota, Fungi, Ascomycota, Dothideomycetes, Mycosphaerellales, Mycosphaerellaceae.
AUGUACGCGGAGGGUGGUAGAUUUUCCACCACUUUCCACCACUACCGCUUCUACUACUACCCUUCACGUGCAACGCCCACCUCUCUACCAAACAACACCUUCCAGCAAGAGACCUACGACGUCAGCAACGUCAUGUCGCAACGGGACAACGAGGCCGGCGAGCAUUUCGAGGAAGAUCAUACGAGCGAGGGAGACAAGGAGGAUGAUGUGGCGGAAGUCGGGUGGGCAGUGAAAGCUCCUUUGGAUGUCCGCGAGAAGUGCGCUCAGAGUUUGCGCACAGAGAACAUCCUGGCGUGUCCUCAGAUAUGCAUUCCCUCCAAGCAAAAGCACGUUGGCAUCGGUUGCGAGGAGAUAUUCCAGCGCGAAGCGAAGUCCAGGGCAAUGACUCGUACUGAUAUUGAGAAUGUCCUCGAAUGGGCUGUACGAAUCCGUCAAGAACAGACGCUUGGGACAGAGACAUGGUCCGGCAGUGGAAGGUAG